Solanum stenotomum is the source of this 1267-nucleotide messenger RNA. RefSeq names its product short integuments 2, mitochondrial-like. Lineage: Eukaryota; Viridiplantae; Streptophyta; Magnoliopsida; Solanales; Solanaceae. Gene Ontology annotation, cellular component: mitochondrion. The coding region runs from base 51 to 1178 and encodes 375 amino acids. The record is from RefSeq and is a predicted model, not a curated record. The transcript is spliced from 8 exons. Gene Ontology annotation, molecular function: GTPase activity; GTP binding.
UUCAGGGUUUAAGCAUAGAGAGAGAUAGUGAGAGAGAGAGAGAGAGAGAGAUGGGUGGAGGAGGAGCGGCGAAGGGGUGGUUAGGGCAAAUGGGUUUCACCAAAAGUGGAGGAAGCAUCAAUUGGUACCCAGGGCAUAUGGCUGCAGCGACUCGUGCAAUUCGGCAACGUCUCAAACUUUCUGAUUUUGUAAUUGAAGUUCGUGAUGCUCGUAUACCGUUGUCGUCCGCGAAUGAAGACUUGCAACCGAUGCUUUCUGGGAAAAGGCGUGUUAUUGCUCUUAAUAAGCAGGAUUUGGCUAACCGCAACCUCAUGCAUAAGUGGAUUAGUUAUUUCAAUUCACAUAAACAAGAGUGCCUCCCGAUAAAUGCACACAGUAGAAGUUCUGUACAUAAGCUUCUUGAUCUGGUUGAGUUCAAACUGAAGGAGGUUAUGGCUAGGGAACCUACUCUCCUUGUUAUGGUGUUAGGUGUUCCUAAUGUUGGCAAAUCGGCUUUAAUCAACUCCAUCCAUCAAAUUGCAUUAUCUCGAUUUCCAGUGCAGGAGAAGAUGAAGAAGGCUAGAGUGGGGCCUUUGCCUGGUGUUACUCAAGAUAUUGCUGGAUUCAAGAUUGCACAUCGACCUAGCGUCUAUGUGCUGGAUUCUCCUGGAGUGUUGGUUCCAAGUAUUCCAGACAUAGAAACAGGGCUAAAGCUGGCUCUUGCAGGGUCUGUGAAAGAUUCUGUAGUUGGUGAAGAGCGAAUUGCUCAAUACCUGUUAGCUGUUUUAAACACCCGAGGCACUCCUCUUCAGUGGAAGCACUUGGUUGACAGGGAAAGUAAGGACCCUGACCAUGAGUUGGAAAACAAACCUGAAAGUGUUAUCAAGGAUCUCCAAAACAAGGGAAAGAAGCCGAGGAACAAAUCUAAUGCCUACCGAGUUCAGGAUAUGGUAAGUGAAGUCCAACGCACACUUUGCAUCACCCUCUCAGAGUUCAGUGGUAGUUUGGAAGAUGAAUCUGACCUGGAGAUUCUAAUCGAACACCAGUUUGAAGCAUUGCAGAAGGCUCUGAAGAUACCUCAUAAGGCUUCAGAGGCUCGGAUAAUGGUAUCAAAGAAAUUUCUCACUUUAUUUAGAACAGGGAAACUAGGUCCUGUCAUCCUAGACGAUGUUCCUGAUGCCUCUGAUUCUGUAUCUUGAAAUCAUCCUUUUAAAACCUAUCAACUUGCAACUGAAACUCAAAGUCUGUACCAUAGUGUAUUAUCAAUUUUCUUGGUAUCUCGUUCCUC